UAUCAUUAAUUUGAUGUCUUCAAAAACUUCUAGUUUUUCAAGCAAAGAGAAGAUAUUACAUAGUAGUUUUUUGAAAUUUGUGCAGGCCGUACAAAAGGCUACCAACGUAACCGGCUGGGAGGAUGUGCCUUAUGGAAAUAAUGUUCUUCCUCUGGACGACAAAAAUGUCUUUGAAGUUAUUUAUACUAAUCAUUCAGUUAUGAUUCUUUUUCAUGCAAAAUGGUGCAACGCUUGUGUGGAAGUCAAAAAGCUGUAUGCUAUUUUUGCAUCUGAAAUGGAUAAAGCACGUUGUAUUGUAUCUGCAGUAGACUGCACUGUUGAUUUCGACAUUGGACUAACGUUCGGAAUUGAUAAACUUCCUACGAUAAUGCUAUUUUUGAAUGGCAGUCCCAUAAUAUACGAAGGUUUAUAUGACGUUACUAAACUCCAAAAUUUUGUAAAACAAAAGUUGGAUGUUUUUGAAAAUGAAAGUCGCCAUGUUAAGGCUAAGUCGAAAGCAACAGCGCCAAAAAAAAAUGAAAAUUUAGCUAAAUCAAAAAAAGCUGCCAAAAAAGUUAAAAUAAAUAAGCCUAAAAAUUUAAAGGAUAAAUAAAAAAUUUAAUGAAAAAAUAACUUAAAAAAUAAAUAACACUUACGAUUAUUUAUUAAUACUGAUUAGAACGAAAUAUUCGUA
Molecule: messenger RNA, 673 nt
Organism: Daktulosphaira vitifoliae (grape phylloxera)
Lineage: Eukaryota; Metazoa; Arthropoda; Insecta; Hemiptera; Phylloxeridae
Exons: 3
Coding region: 14-592 (192 amino acids)
Biological process (GO): protein folding
Cellular component (GO): endoplasmic reticulum
Molecular function (GO): protein disulfide isomerase activity
Source: RefSeq, a predicted model, not a curated record